CCGCCCCUCCCGACCUCCCAAAGGCGCGGUGACGCCGCCAAGGAUGCUGCUGGGCGGCGGCGGCGGCGGAGCAGAAGGAGGAAGAUGCAGGCGGCGAAGCGGAGCGAGGUGGGCGCCCCCGGAGGACCAUCGGCGCCCCCCGGGGAAGGCAAGCCCACCCGCCGCAUUGGGCGAGGGCCCCCUGGGCGCAGGCUCCCCGCACGGAGCGGCCCCCGCGGCAAGAUCGCCCCACCGGCCUCGCUUCCCAGCCCCGGCCCCACGAGCAGGAGGAAGGAGACUGAGGGCAAAAUGGUCCCCAGAAGUGGGCAUACGAUGACGGCACUUGUUGAUUCUAUACAGCAGAGCCAUCAGAUGCAGCCACAAAUCUUAAACUAUCUCAACCCGGGGUCAUUGCUGCAGACACCCGCUGCAGAAGUCAUGGAUGUGGCUUGCUCCAUUAGCCAAGUGCAGCCUGACCUUGUGAGAAGUUUGGAGACGGCUGUUGUGGAGAAACUCCUUCCUGUAGGUUACGAGCAAAGUUCUACUACACAAACCCAGACCCUGCGGGAUUUUGAGAAGCACCUCAAUGACUUGAAGAAGGAGAACUUCAGCCUCAAGCUGCGCAUUUACUUCCUGGAGGAACGGAUACAGCAGAAGUAUGAGGCCGGCAAGGAGGAUAUCUACAGUCGGAACAUCGAGCUGAAGGUGGAAGUAGAGAGCCUGAAGAGAGAACUCCAAGAGAAGCAGGAAAACUUGGAUAAAGCUUGGUCAGCAGUAGAGAACUCGCACAGUCAAAAUGAAGCAGAGCUCUGUCAGCAGCGAAAGAACAAGCAUGUUUGUGAGACCCUGGAGAAGAAAACCCACCUCCUACAAGAGGAGGUCCAGUCAGCAAAUACAAAAGCAGAAAAGAUGACAACGCUGGCUGAGACUGAGAAGAAACGUUGCCUAGAACUCAGCAAGCAGCUAAUUGAGCUCUCCAAAAAGCAGAAUGAGACUCAGAAAAGCCAAGAAAUGUACCGAGUUAAACUGGCAGAGAAAGACAAGAGGAUUGAGGAGCUGACCCAAAAUCUAAGAGACAAGGAGCAACUUCUUGAGCUGCUGUCUACAGAAAAACAGCACUGGCAGCAGUGUUUGGAGGAGCCUCAGCAAAUGAAAGAACAGAAUUUGUAUGAUGAUCAGCUGAAGCUGGCUCAGUCCGACAUAUUACUGGGCGAACAACCAUCUGAAUUGAAUAACUCAGAAGUGCUGGAGAAAAUCAACUGUUUAAAUGCCACCAACAAGCAGUUGCAAGAAAAACUGGAUGAGAUGACUUUUGAACUGAGGUCUGUUCAGCAUGCAUCCCAGACGCAGGGUCACAAAAUCCAGCAUUUGAAUGAGACCUUAAAGAGCAAAGAAAAUGAGUGUCAACAACUAAACGAUAUAAUUGGUGAGCAGAAUGAGACAAUAACCAAGCUGCAGGACAUGCUACAUAGAAGCCAACUUGGACAGUUGCAGAUCCCUGAGGGUUCUUCCACAUUGCAACAACAGCAAAUAGGGCUUCUUACUGUGCAGAACACGCUUUUUUCAACUCAGUUGGAAGUGCAGCGACUGAAGAGAACUCAGCAGCGAAAAGAUCGUCAGUUGCUUGAGGCAAAAAAGACCACCCAGUUGCUAGAGAUAAUGUUACAAGAAGAGCAGCAACAGAAGGAAGAGGCCUGGAAACACAAUAAGGAGUUGUGUGCCACGGUUCAGCAAUUAAAAACAGAGCUGCAGACCAAGAACUGGCAAUAUUGUACUUGGGAGAGGAACACCUCAUUGGAGAUGGAGCGACAAGAGCAGAAAAUUAAGCAUUUGAAUCACAAACUGAAUUUCAAAGAACAGCUUAUCCAGGAAUCUAAGGAACUCCUACUAUAUCUCCAAAAGAGGGAUAACAACUCCUCAUCUUCUGAUAAAAUGGUGCAGAGGUUACAGCAGCGAAUUAAAGACAGAGAUGCUGCCUUGGAGCGAGCAGUAGAUGAGAAGUUCUGCAUCCUUGAAGACAGAGAACAAGAACUGCACCAACUUCGUUUGUCUGUGAAAGAGCAAGAGCAAGAUCUAGAAAGACUGCACCAGGUCCUUUCCGGUAACAAGGUUACCAUCCAGGACCUGGAGAACAUGCUGAAAGCUAAGGACCUGGAACUUGAGCAUCUCUUGGCAACCUAUCAGAAUUUGCAGUGGCUGAAAGACGAGAUUGAAGCAAAAUCAUGUAGAUGGCAGUCAGAGCAAGGAGGAAUUAUCCAACAGCUGCAGACAGCUCUGCAUGACAGGAACAAGGAAGUAGAAGUCCUCUCAGCAACACUGCUGUGCAAGCUGGUGCCUGGGCAGAGAGACACAGUGGAAGAGCUGUACUUUCGCCUUCACAAAAAAGAGAAGAUAAUUGAGGAGCUCCUCCAUGACAAGAGCUUGCAAACUAUAGAACAAGUAACUGAACUUCAGGAGUUGCUUCAGGCGGUGAGCAGCAGAGAGCAGCAGAGUCAUAUAUCUUCUAAGAAGAUGAUACAAGCUCUAAUAGAAAGAAAUUGUGAACUGCAAACUCUUCAUCAGCAACUGAUGAGCCAAACUUUCCCACCCAAAAUGAAUGCUUCCUGUAUCCAGCUCAUACAAAAAGAGGUGUCUGAUGAAGCACUAAAACAAGGAAGUUCAAGCAAUACCAUAGUCUCUGAGAAGGAAAACGAUGGACCCAAGAUAGGACAAGGUGUUUUGGAGACAACUCUUGGGCUUCAAAAGGAACUCAUUAAUGCCAAAGAGAAGCUUGAGCUGUUGACACAAAAAGAGAGGGAAAGCAGAAUGGAACUCUCUGCUCUGCAGUCUGUGGUAGACUCCCAGGAAAAAGAGCUGCAGGUUCAGGCUUCGGAUGUUGAAUCGCUUACUAGAAGUAUCCAGAUAAAAGAAGAAUUCAUAAAGGAUUUGCAAAUGCAGCUGGUUGACCCUGAAGAAAUGCCAGCCAUUGAGCGACUUACCCAAGAGGUUUUAAUGCUUCAAGAAAAGAUAACCAGUGUGGAAUUGCAAGGACAGGAAGACCCAGGAAACAAGAAAUUGCAGCUGUUGUUGGCGCUGGAGGGCCUGGUGUCAGAGAGGAGUCAACUGAAUGAAACCCUGAAAACAGAAAAGCAACUCUACAGCAGUUUGGUUAAGCUUCGUGCUCAUUCUGUCAGCUCUGGACCUGAACACAUUCUGCAGGUGGAGCUGGAGGAGGUCCAGGCCCUCCGUAGGCAGUUGGAAGAGGCCCUUGGAAGAAGCCUGGAGCGCCUGAGCAGGCUGGAGUCAGUGCAUGGCAUUGGAGAUCUGACUGUGUCCGAUGAUGCCGAGGACGCUGGCACUGAGUUCACAGACAGCAUUGAAGAAGAGGCGACACAGAGAAUCGCCCAGCACCAGAGCAAUAAAGGAGAUGCUGAUGACAAUCUCGUGGGCUGUUAUUCCACGUGCCCUUCUCCGCCCUCCCUAGUGAGCGAAAAGGGCCUACCGGAGGAGCUGCUUACUGCAAAGUCUGAAAUUCAAAAUGUUUUAGAGCAGAAGAAUAAGCUGGAAGCGGAACUGCAGGAUCUCAAGGGGCAAAUUGAGGAAGCUGGGUUCUCCUCUGUGUCUCAACUCAGGAAGGCCCUGCUGAGCCUGUGCCUAGAGAACGCAGAGCUCAAGGAACAAGUUGGCGAAGCAAUGUUAUCAGAGGGUUGGGAGAAUGAAGACGCAAAGGAAGAUGAAGAAAACUUGAGGCUGGAAGUCAGAAAGCUACAAGAGAAGUUGCACAUGUCAGAGAUCGUGAUUGGACUCCUGAAAGAACAGCUCACUCUGAACACCCAAGAAAUGUCAACCAACCCUUCCUUCACAGGCAGUGUGGCUCAGGAUGUUGUGCAGCUGCAAAUGUCCAAGCAGUGCAACUGCCUGGGGCUUCCUUGCGGCAAUGUCUCACAGUCCCACUGCCCACCAGCUAAGAUUUCCCAGCCUCAAAGCCCAUUUCUCAGCCUCAAAGGGGCCCAGGUGGAAGGAAUCAGUUCUGGGCAGCAACUCAUAGAUCCACUUCACUCAGAGUCACCUCAGUGCAGGCAGGAAUGUUAUAAGCUACGAGACAAACUCUUGGUAUCAGAGGCCACUAUACAGGCUCAGCAGACUCAGCUGGAAGAGUAUCGGGUGCUCCUCCGUGAGCCGGUGGUGAAGCAAGACAGUAAGCAGAUACAAGUGGAUCUCCAGGACUUGGGCUAUGAGACCUGUGGGAGAAGUGAAAAUGAAGUGGACAGGGAAGAGAUCACCAGUCCUGAAUGUGAAGAUCAUAUUGAUGAGUUAAAGACUUGGAAGAAGCUGCUGGGUUCCCAUGCAAGCAAGCUGGAAAAGCAUGACUUGAGCCAGUGUGAGGAUGUAGCCAUUCUCCGCCAGCACAUCCAGGCUCUGCAAGGGCAGCUGCAGAGUUCCCAUAGAGUCAUCCGGAACCUACAAAGCCGUGUGCACUCCGUAUCCACUACCAGUGACUAUGCCUCUGGGGGCGAGCAUCCACUGAAGAUGAAGGAGACCUACGCCCUGGCCAGUUCUCCUUCCCACAGCAUCACUGAUGAAGAUGAAGGCUGGCAGUCGGACAGCUUUGGGUCAUUUUGCCCUCCGAGUCUCCAGCUCAACAAAGAUCUGGCCAGGCUCAUCCAGAGAGUAUCCCAUCUUGAGGCUCAUCUGGGUGAGACCAAGCCGAAACUGCCAUUGUCAGAAGAACUGAAGCCUUCAGCAACCCUGGGGAAAUAUGACUCAUUGGUCCAAGCUCAGGCUCGGGAGCUCUCUCAUCUGCGGCAGGCGAUGCGGGAAGGACAAGGGUUGUGUUGCAUGCUGAGCCAACACUUCAGGAACACCAUCAAGUCCUUUGAGGAUCUCCUGCAGGGCACCGACAUCGAUUACUUCUUGGCGCAGAGCUUUCGAGAACAACUGACACAAGGGAACCAGCUGACAGGGCGGCUGACCAGGAAACUGAGCAGUCGGAAUGAUUUAAACACGGAGGACAAAUCAAGCCAUGAAGUGCUGGCUCUACGGUUGAGCAAGGAGCUUGAAGAGAAGGAACAACUCAUCAAGACUCUCCAGGCUAAGCUCCAUGUGCACUCCGUAUCCCCUUCCAGUAACCACAGCAUGUCUGAGUCAUCCCGCUCUGGCAGUAGCACGUCCUUUCUCUCCGAUGGCUUGGAGGGCUGCUCUGACAUGGAGGAUACCACUGAGUACAGUUCUUACCAGGAGGAUGCCGGUGGAGACCAGUUCCACAGCCUCUCAGCAGACAAAGAUCUUGGCUGUCAACUUGCCAAAACCUCUCUUCAACCAUCUCACUCCUCUACUGCUCCAGCAGAAUCCCCCCAAAGAAACUUUUCUCUGCCUCCUUCCCAGCGUGCCUUGAUGACAGUCAACCAGGCUUCCAGAGGCUUCCAUCCUGAGCCCUUGCCCAAGCCACCUAGUUUCCCUUUGUUUCCAUUUGAGCCCGAGCCCUCUUCCUUCAUGCCUCUGGGUCCUCCUCCUCCUCCAGCUCCUGCUCUACUCCUUGGCUGCUGCAGAACACCGGUCUUCUCAUUGGCCGAGGCACAGCAGGAGUUGCAGAUGCUGCAGAAGCAGCUGGGAGAAAGCAUAAAGGUCUCUGCACCAACACCAGUAAAACCAGGGCCACUGACUGGCCUUUCUUCUACAGGCAGCCCGGCUCUCCCUUCCAAAGACUGUCUCACAGGCUGUCCACAUUCUCCUCAGUCAUUUCCCAUGCAGAACUGUCCUGAGUGGGGCAGGAAAUCUGGAGGAUGCAUUGCGGGGAGCAGCCCGCUCUGGUACAUGCCUCCCUUCAGACAGACACAAGACAAACCUGUCUCUGGAACCCCGCCAUCAUGUUUGUCAGCAGCAUUUUCUGGCCAGAAGCUCUCAGGUGCUACUUUGUUGGAGGAACAUCUGUCUGAGAUCCGAAUACUCCGCCAGCGCCUUGAGGAGUCGAUUUGCACCAAUGACCAUCUGCGGGAGCAACUGGAGACACGCCUAGCCUCAAUGGCAAAACCCAGUGAGCUAGAGUGCCUCCAGGCAGCUUUGCUAGCAUCGCACUCCAAGAUGCAGGAUGGCAAAGCUGUGCUGGAGCAGCAGCAAAUUGACCAGCAGAAGCUACAGGAGGAGAUCCGAGGCAAACAGCAAGACUUGAUGCAACUCCAGGAGAAGUUUGUGGCUUCGCAGAUGAACAAUUCCAGGCUUCAGGACAGAGUGACAAUUCUCCAACAGCAGUGUGAUGAAAACCAGCUCCUCCUUCAAGCCCUGCAGACUGAAUUGCAUUUAUAUGAGUCAACGUGCCCAGUGCCACAGCAGGCCACCACAGAAUCUCAUGGGCAGGAAGACCUGGUACCAAUAGAUGGUGUCAACAAACAAGAGAUCCAUGUCAUAGGUCAUUUCAAGGAUUUCUGUACCCUUCAGAAACAGAUUCUGGAGGGCAAGAAUCUGAUCCACAGGAUGGGAUUGCUCCUGCAGCCUGGCCUGGAGUCUCAGAGCAACAAGGUCUUCUAUAUCGAAGUCAUCAAGCAGCUGCUGACUAGUGCUAGCUGUUUGCAUCAGAUCAUGGAGAAGUCAGCUACCAUCCUUUCAAUGUUCUGGAAAGCACCUCUCCAUGUCCCUCGGAUCUCUUCUCAAGAUCAGUCGAUGAAGAUUGAGAUUCAGCUACUCAGAACAAAACUGGCAGAGCAAAAAAGUCACUUGCAAAGCACCAGAGAUGUCAAGGAGAGCAUGGAGAACUUCCUCCUCACUCAUUUGACAAGAACAUAUGAUGUAUUAAGGAAAGCAAGGACUAACCUGGAGGGAAUUUCCCAACAACCUACACCUAUUUCUGCCACCAUGUGACCAUAUUCUCGCCUGCGGUAUGAAGGAAAUGGAGCCAUGCCCAGGAAAAAAGAGGAAGAAGAAGAAAAGCUCCAGCUAAUUGCUUAUCGCUACCAAAGUGAGGUCUCAGAAGCAGCCUGGCAAAUCUUCGAGUUCAGAAUUCAUCUGGGAAGCUCCCAAUAUCUGCUGCUUUAGGGUGAAACGCCCAUGGCAUCUAGGGUAUAGCACAAUGACCUCCAAAUAUGCCCUGGAACAACUCUAUUUCCAGAGACUGAUCUGAAACUUGUUUGGAAAUGCUUCAUGCAUCAGUGCAAUAUUAGAAAAAGAAAAGGGUACUGCGGUGCACACUACGGUCAGAAAGAGGGGUGUUCUUAAAAAUAGCUUGAAUUCCAAAGCUGCCCUCGUGUGCCUCAGUGAGACUGGAUGUUUGUGUGCAGCUUAGAUAGUUCUAGCAUUCUCCUGCACCAAUUUAUUUAUUAUGCUGCUCCAAUUAUCAAUCAGGGUGUGUCAUAUAUUUUUGCCAAUAUAUUACUUUGCCCCACUUAUGUGUGGCCUUGACAUAUACUCUUUAUAAGUGUGAGCACUGGAUUAUUAGGAAGGGAAGAAGAGCAAAGCUCUCCAGUUUCAACACACUUCGACUACUCACUUUCUGAAGUUCCUUCUAAGCUAGGUAUCCUUACCUACCCCUUUCAGUGGAUAUUGUCAAAAGUCCUCACUCACUUCAGGGUUUCUGGUAACUGCUUUGUAUAGGGUGAACAUCAAAAGUUUUAUUACAUACUACAAUGCAGUUACAAACCUUUUAUAGUUCUGUAUGUUAUAAAAAAUGUGAGUGGUUGAAAAAAGGGGUGCAAGGAAAAGGCUUUGCUUAGAUUUCUGGAACUCGAUAAUUUUUCCAUUUUGUGAUCUGAAUUCCCAAUAAAGUUUUUUUUUUAAAAAAACGG
This is a messenger RNA of Anolis carolinensis (green anole), 7733 nucleotides long. RefSeq names its product myomegalin. Gene Ontology annotation, cellular component: centrosome; Golgi apparatus. NCBI's taxonomy places the organism in Eukaryota, Metazoa, Chordata, Lepidosauria, Squamata, Anolidae. Gene Ontology annotation, molecular function: molecular adaptor activity. Gene Ontology annotation, biological process: regulation of Golgi organization; positive regulation of microtubule nucleation; centrosome cycle. The record is from RefSeq and is a predicted model, not a curated record. The transcript has 44 exons. Bases 85 to 6813 code for a protein of 2242 amino acids.